AUGGAUCCAAAGUGCCUUUUCAAGGCGCUAUUAGCUACAAAUUGGGUACUUUUUCUAUGGGAAUUGUACAUUUCGUAUCGGCAGUAUAAGGUUCAUAGGGAUAAUGAGAAACGACCAAAGGAAGUUCAGGAGUUGAUUAGUGAAGAGGACUACAAAAAAGCGCGCGAUUAUAAACUGGACAAUCACCAAUACAAUUUUGCGCAUUCGAUUUUCUGCCAAUUGGUCUCAACGGUUCAACUGAUCACCGGAUAUUAUCCGAUUCUUUGGUACUACUUCAGCGGAUAUCAAUUCCAAUCGGUUCUUUUCAUCGUUGUCAACUCGAUUUUUGACGUUUUAAUCGAUCUCCCUUGGGAUUUGUACUCGACGUUUGUGAUUGAGGAGAAGCAUGGAUUCAAUAAGCAGACUAUUGGAUUUUAUUUUAUUGAUCGGGUCAAGAAGAGUGUUCUCGGACUCGUUUUGACGAUCCCAAUCGUUUUCGGAAUCGAAUGGAUCGUUGAGAACGGCGGGCCGUACUUCUUCCUCUAUGUCUGGCUAUUCCUUUCGAUUGUCAUCUUCAUCUUGCUCACUGUUUAUCCGGCAUUCAUUGCACCGCUCUUCGAUAAGUACUUCCCGCUUCCUGAAGGCGAAUUGAGAACCAAGAUUGAGGCUCUUGCUUCGUCGCUUCAAUAUCCGUUGACGAAACUUUACGUUGUGAAUGGAUCCAAGCGUUCUGCUCACUCGAAUGCCUACAUGUAUGGAUUCUGGAAGAACAAGCGAAUCGUGUUGUACGAUACCCUCUUAUCGGGAGAUGUUAAGGAACAGGUGCUCGAGCUCUACAGACAAUCCGGGGAGAAAGUCGAUCUCACCGAGGCUGAUAAGAAGCGAGGAAUGAACAAUGAUGAGGUCGUCGCGGUUUUGGGACACGAGUUGGGACAUUGGGCACUUUGGCAUACUGCUAUCAAUCUUGUUAUUACUGAACUCAAUCUUUUCUUCUCGUUCGCCGUGUUCGCUUACUUCUACAAAUCGCCAGUAUUGUUCGAGGCUUUCGGAUUCCAUGAUACUCCGAUUUUGAUUGGGCUCAUUCUCGUCUUCGUUUACGUCUUGGCAAUUUAUAAUCAGUUGGCCCAAACUGCGGUGACUGUUCACUCGAGAUCUGCCGAAUUCGGAGCCGAUGAGUUUGCGGUGAAACUUGGCCAUGGACAGAAUCUGAUUGGAGCUCUUACGAAACUUGGAGUUGAUAAUCUCUCAAUGCCAAUCGAUGAUCCGCUGUAUUCAUGGUGCAAUCACACCCAUCCACCGGUUGUCGAACGCGUCGCCGCCGUCAAACGUCUCGAAGUGAAGAAGCAGUAA
Molecule: messenger RNA, 1329 nt
Organism: Caenorhabditis bovis
Lineage: Eukaryota; Metazoa; Nematoda; Chromadorea; Rhabditida; Rhabditidae
Source: the annotation of a GenBank genome assembly